AUGUCAACCGGAGGCGGCUAUGCAGCGGCGGCCGGGACCGGCGGAGCUCGUCCUGCGCCAAUACUGGCGCAGAGUGAGUCAACAAGAGAGAAAAAGGAUCUCGCGGGCUGGUGGAAGAACUUCAAAAGAGGUGAUAAGAAGGUGCCCGAACAAGCACCCGUCCAAGGCAUAUUCGGUGUCCCACUGCAAGUCAGCAUACGGUACGCCAAUGUGGCCAUCAGUUUGUUCAACGAUGAAGGCCAAAGCUAUAUCUAUGGAUACGUGCCUAUUGUCGUUGCAAAGUGCGGAGUCUUCCUCAAGGAGAAGGCGACCGACGUCGAAGGCAUCUUCCGGUUGGCUGGAAGCGAGAAGCGCAUCAAGGAGUUGAGGACCGCAUUCGACAGCCCGGACCGCUAUGGAAAGGGUCUCGACUGGACGGGGUAUACAGUCCACGAUGCGGCCAACAUCCUACGAAGAUACUUCAACCAGCUUCCGGAACCCAUCAUUCCAUUGGAAUUCUACCAAAGGUUUCGCGACCCGCUCAAAAAUCACCCUGGACAAGCGAGCGGGACAGCAGCAUCGCAGCCGCUGAGCUCUGGCGCAUUUGACACCGACGCGGCCAUCAAGAUCUACCAAAAUCUCAUCACAGAGUUGCCGCCAUUGAACCGCCAACUACUGUUGUAUAUCCUGGAUCUGCUCGCUGUGUUUGCGAGCAAGUCUGACAUGAAUAAAAUGACGACGCAAAAUUUGGCGGCCAUUUUCCAGCCUGGAAUUUUGAAUCACCCACAACACGACAUGGCGCCUCAGGAGUACCGCUUGAGCCAAGAUAUCCUCAGCUUUCUUAUCAUCAACCAAGACAGCUUCCUUAUUGGCAUGCAAGGGACCGCCGCUGAUGCCGAGACUGUCCGUGAUGUGCAGAACGGCAGCCCGAGAUCGGGCGCUGCAUCGCCCGCUCCCAGUAGGGCAAAGACAGUCAUCGGUCGUUCUGGCUCUAAUUCUAGUGUAGCGGCAGACAGCGUGCGAAGAUUUGGCAGUAUCCGGCGUAAUCUGUCAGUGUCUAGUAAGCACAGCAAGCGGUCCGAGGGCACCUCAAAUCCUAUGACGCCAACUUCGCCAGUCAGUGCAGGGGGCGUUCAACGCAGCAAUACGGUGCCCUCUAGAAAGGGAGGCGGCGGUGCCGCGGGAUCUAGAUUCCAAAGGGAGCUGCCACCGCCUUCACCACUUCUGACCUCGAGUUCGACCGCGGACGAUGAUACUCCCACAAGUGCUUCACCGCCAGCACCAGUACGAGACAGCAUAUAUGGUUCGGUGCCCAACACAGCAAAUGCAGGCACUACUUCACAACGUCCUGCAGCAUUCACACCGGUCGAAGACGUACAGUCGUUCAAUGUCCCCUCGAAUGCACUCACUCCCACCGCUGCUCGGGAUUUUCAGACCCCUCAGAAGGAUGGCAGUCCCUCGAUAGCCCCUCAGGGUGGUAGUGGGGAGAAGUCCAGCGAGCGUUCGUUCUCCAACACAUCUUCUGUCACUCAUGGCCGUAAAUUCCUGGACAUUCUCAAGCAAUCUCCAAUUGGUGAGGCUGACGCACGCAGGCCUAAUAAGCUUCAGAAGAAACGCAUGCCUGGCGCGUCACUGUCUAGCGCGCAGUCCUCCAGCCAAUCACUCCAGGACAACCUUUCAGAAGCCGCUCCCAGAUCACCCCUUUCGCCACGCCUCGCGCCAGGAAUUCACAACGAUGUAGUGGCAGAGAUGCCUGGGGAGCAGUCCGAGUACACAACUCCGUUGGCCACACCUCUUGCUACCGUACCUCCGAGUCGAUUGAACGAGACGGCGGCCAAAGUCAACAGCACGUCUCCGGCAAACUCGUUCCACUCGCAGACAGAUGACACGUCAGAUGCCGAUCUUGUCGGGGAUGACAUGCCUUCGAAUGAUGACGAGUCUGCUGCCCGGGAUAAGAAGCGCAGCCGGUGGAGGUUCUCGCGCUCUAGCAACAGACUCGCUUCGCCCUCCAUGCCAGGCAGCGCUCUUGGAGCGCUGACCAGCCGAGACAAUGCCACAUCGCGGUCCACGAUCGGCAGCACGGUGGGCAGCAGUGUCACUUCUCAGCCGCGUCGAAGUUUCCAAGACCAGCGUGCGUCCAUGGCCCUGCCAUCAACAGAGACGUCGACAAAUGCAACAUCGAUCACUACAACAGGAUCCACAUCGUCGGACGCGACCGCUGGUGGCAAGUCUGCAGCAGCCGCGCAGCAGCAGCAGCAGAACAACGACUCCGCCGUAUUCUCUGACUCCGAGCGCGAGCGGAAGACUGCUGGACCUAUGUCGUGGAUACGUGGCAAAAUCCAGGAGCGCAAAGACAAGGACGCGGAGAAGCGUUCGCGCACACCAGACCGCGUUGGGUCGUCCACAAGUCAGAUCUUUCAGCACGAGCGUUCUAAGAGCAGACCAGAUCUGCAAGCUUCGCAACAGCAUCUGCCGGAAGUGUCGAAUGCCGAUGCCUCUGUCACGGACCAUCGCUUGAGUGAACAGAAUGCAGCCCAGCGAAGCAUAUCAAACCCGAAGGCGCAAUACGUGACCGAUGCAGCGCAGAGCACUCCUCCUCAACCGAUUGUUGCAAGCACUUGGAUGGCGCCAGCACCGUUGAUUUCACCGACAGCCUUCUCGUCCGUUCCGGGAACGGCACCAUCAACAUCGACUGGAGCUGCGCCUACAAUAACCAACUCCGCAUCUGCUGGGCAAACCACAUGGAUGCCAGUAUCAAAUCCAUUGCAACAGAUUCCAGAAGUGGCCAUUGCUCCACCCACCGCUGAGCACACUGCUGGCACUGCGCCAGAAGACAUCACAGCGAAGAACGCCAGCGUACAAUAA
Dissoconium aciculare CBS 342.82 is the source of this 2844-nucleotide messenger RNA. Its product is annotated as RhoGAP-domain-containing protein. The transcript is spliced from 3 exons. Gene Ontology annotation, molecular function: GTPase activator activity. Gene Ontology annotation, biological process: regulation of fungal-type cell wall organization; signal transduction; activation of GTPase activity. NCBI's taxonomy places the organism in Eukaryota, Fungi, Ascomycota, Dothideomycetes, Mycosphaerellales, Dissoconiaceae. Bases 1 to 2844 code for a protein of 947 amino acids. The record is from RefSeq and is a predicted model, not a curated record. Gene Ontology annotation, cellular component: cell cortex.